Messenger RNA from Ipomoea nil (Japanese morning glory), 2563 nucleotides. Its product is annotated as CSC1-like protein At3g21620. The transcript is spliced from 13 exons. Gene Ontology annotation, molecular function: calcium-activated cation channel activity. NCBI's taxonomy places the organism in Eukaryota, Viridiplantae, Streptophyta, Magnoliopsida, Solanales, Convolvulaceae. Bases 248 to 2563 code for a protein of 771 amino acids. Gene Ontology annotation, cellular component: plasma membrane. The record is from RefSeq and is a predicted model, not a curated record.
AUUUAUAUUUUCUUUCUCAGAUAUUUUUUGUACUCCAUCUUGUCUGUUUUUCUGCUUUCCACCUCCAUUGCAGCGGCAAAAAGCUUUUUUUACGCUGUCGUUUUGCUCUUUGCACUUUUAGUGGGCUCCACAGUUCACGUUUGCAGUCUCUUCUCUUCGUUUUCAGCUCUUUCGCUGUUACGAGAUUCAUAUACAGACUGACAGACACAGACUGAAGGUAAGGAAAAUAUUCGUUUGAUGCUGGCGUAUGGCAACUCUUAGUGAUAUUGGUGUUGCAGCUGCGAUUAAUAUCCUCAGUGCAUUUGCCUUCUUUGUGGCGUUUGCUGUCCUUCGAUUACAGCCUGUCAAUGAUCGGGUCUACUUCCCAAAAUGGUAUCUCAAGGGUCUAAGAAAUACCCCCUUGACCUCAGGGGCACUAGUCCAAAGAUUUGUCAAUUUGGAUUUCCGGUCUUACUUGAGAUUUCUCAACUGGAUGCCUGCUGCAUUGCAAAUGCCAGAAGCAGAGCUUAUUGAUCAUGCAGGAUUAGACUCUGUUGUUUACUUGAGGAUUUACUUGACUGGGAUUAAAAUAUUUGUUCCUAUUGCUUUCAUCGCUUUUACAGUCAUGGUUCCAGUUAACUGGACAAAUCGCACCUUGGAGCAAUCUAAUUUGACUUAUAGUGAUUUAGACAAGCUUUCGAUUUCAAAUAUACCUAUGGGAUCCCAGAGAUUCUGGACUCACUUAGUAAUGGCUUAUAUGUUUACCUUCUGGACAUGUUAUGUGUUAAAAAGGGAGUAUGCGAUUGUUGCAUCAAUGAGGUUACAUUUUCUUGCAUCAGAACAUCGGCGCCCUGAUCAAUUUACUGUACUGGUUAGAAAUGUGCCACCAGACCCUGAUGAAUCGGUUAGUGAGCUUGUGGAGCACUUCUUUUUGGUCAACCAUCCAGAUCACUAUCUCACUCAUCAGGUUGUAUACAAUGCGAACAAACUGUCAGAACUUGUCAGUGAGAAGAAGAAAAAGCAGAAUUGGCUUGACUACUAUCAACUAAAGUUUGCAAGAAAACAGUUGGAAAGGCCAAGAUUUAAGGGUGGUUUUCUUGGCUGUUAUGGUGAGAGUGUGGAUGCAAUUGAUUUCUAUAGUUCUGAAAUUGAAAGACUCUCAAGGGAGAUAUGUACAGAGAGGAUGAACAUUAUUAGCAAUAGCAAAUAUAUAGUUCCAGCUGCAUUUGUUUCGUUCAAGACACGAUGGGCUGCUGCUGUUUGUGCACAAACACAACAGUCUCGAAACCCAACCAUCUGGCUGACUGAGUGGGCCCCGGAGCCUCGUGAUGUGUACUGGGAUAAUCUGGCAAUUCCAUACGUUUCACUUGCAAUCAGAAAGCUUGUUGUUGGCGUGGCAUUCUUCUUCCUUACCUUUUUCUUCAUGAUUCCCAUCGCGUUUGUACAGUCUCUUGCUAACAUUGAGGGAAUUGAGAAGGUGUUUCCCUUCCUGAAGGAAAUAAUUGAAAUGAAAGCGGUGAAGUCUUUCAUACAAGGAUUUCUUCCCGGGAUUGCUUUGAAGAUUUUUCUUAUAUUUCUACCCUCAAUACUGAUGCUAAUGUCAAAAUUUGAAGGAUUUAGCUCCAUAUCAGCUCUUGAGAGGAGAUCUGCAACAAGAUACUAUAUUUUCCAGUUCAUCAAUGUAUUUCUUGGAAGCAUCAUCACGGGGACCGCUUUUCAACAACUAAAUAAUUUUCUCCAUCAAUCUGCAAAUGAUAUCCCAAAGACAGUUGGUGUAUCGAUCCCGAUGAAGGCAACGUUCUUUAUAACUUACAUAAUGGUGGAUGGAUGGGCAGGAGUUGCGGGGGAGAUUCUGAGGUUGAAGCCUUUAAUAAUGUUUCACUUGAAAAAUUUCUUCUUGGUGAAGACGGAGAAGGAUAGGGAAGAAGCUAUGGAUCCUGGGAGUCUUGGUUUCAACACAGGCGAGCCUCAAAUCCAGCUUUAUUUCUUACUUGGCCUGGUUUAUGCUGUCGUCUCUCCAAUUUUACUCCCCUUCAUUAUAGUGUUUUUCACCCUAGCUUAUGUCGUAUAUCGCCACCAGAUCAUCAAUGUGUACAACCAAGAGUACGAGAGUGCAGCAGCAUUCUGGCCUGAUGUGCAUGGGCGCAUCAUAACUGCUCUUAUCGUCUCGCAACUGCUUCUGAUGGGAUUGCUGAGCACAAAACGGGCCUCUCAUUCAACUCCGCUGCUUAUUACACUCCCAAUACUCACUAUAUGGUUCCAUUUGUUUUGUAAAGGCCGCUAUGAACCAGCUUUCAUCAGAUAUCCUCUUCAGGAGGCGAUGAUGAAAGAUACUCUGGAACGCACAAAGGAACCCAACUUGAACUUGAAAGAGUACCUCCAGAACGCCUACAUCCACCCAGUCUUCAACGCCGGAGAUGAUAGCGACGGCGACAGCGACGCCGGCAGUGAUGAAGAUUUGGAGCAGCAACCCACACUUGUUCAGACAAAGCGCCAAUCUAGAAGGAACACGCCGCGCCCCAGUCAAAAGAGCCAGUCUUCUCGUUACCUUCUGUCCGAGGUUGAGCUUAAGUCGCAGGUAUAA